Aureobasidium uvarum is the source of this 507-nucleotide messenger RNA. Lineage: Eukaryota; Fungi; Ascomycota; Dothideomycetes; Dothideales; Saccotheciaceae. The record is from the annotation of a GenBank genome assembly.
AUGCCUGCAUUCGGCCGUGGCGGAGCGGGAAACAUUGAAGCACUCAACGCGACAAAGACAACCAACGCGACAAACGAAAAGAUAUCCGCAGACCUCGAGCGCAACCAGCAAAACGCCGAAGAAUACGCCGGCACCGCGCAUCCAGCACUUCACAAUCAGGAAUACGCGCACACAGGAAGAGGCGGUGCGGGAAACUACUACUCUCCUCGCGAGCUCAAUGCGACUGGCAAGUUCGAAGGCGCAGGCACAAGUCACGUUUUAGGCGAUGGAACGCCUGCGCCCAAGACGGAGACGAACAAGGACAAGGAAACGACAGGCGUGCGCCAUGGUAGAGGAGGAAUGGGCAACUUCUUUGGCGGGGACGAGGAUAUGGCGAAUAAAUUGAGAAAGAAGCAGGAGGAUGAGGCGCGGAAGCAGGAGGAGCUGAAGCAGCAGAUUGAGAAGGGUGUUGAUGAUGUGCUGUCUCGUCCUGAGAAGGCUCGCUUGCCUGGUGGGGAGCCUUUCUAG